This is a messenger RNA of Synchytrium microbalum, 972 nucleotides long. RefSeq lists its product as uncharacterized. Bases 1 to 972 code for a protein of 323 amino acids. Lineage: Eukaryota; Fungi; Chytridiomycota; Chytridiomycetes; Synchytriales; Synchytriaceae. The transcript is spliced from 7 exons. The record is from RefSeq and is a predicted model, not a curated record.
AUGUCUUCGUGGUCUGUGAAUGCCCCUGUUCCUGGAGGCACUGGAGGCAAGACACCAAGAAAUCCCACUGAAAAGGAUACUCUGAAAGGCAAAACUGUCUUCAUAACAGGUGCUAGUAGAGGAAUCGGUCUUCAAUGUGCCCUACGAUUCGCUCGUGAUGGUUGUAACGUUGUCAUUGCUGCCAAAUCUGUCACUGUUGACCCUCGUCUUCCUGGCACAAUUUUCACAGCUGCAAAAGAGAUUGAAGAUGCUGGCGGAAAGGCUCUGCCAGUAGUCUGCGACAUCCGUUUUGAAGAUCAAAUCAUUAAUGCGGUUAACAAGGCUGUUGAAACGUUUGGAGGAAUCGACAUAUGCAUCAACAACGCUUCCGCUAUCGCUCCUCAUCUGAUGAUGGAGCUGGAUACAAAGAGAUUUGAUUUGAUUAACCAAAUCAACGCUCGUGGCACAUACCUCGUAACUCGUCACUGUCUACCGCAUCUGAUUGAAUCUGCCAAGAAAGGUCGAAACCCACAUGUUUUGACCAUGGCUCCUCCCAUGCAAUCAUUAACUGGUAACUGGUUGAGUGGAAGAGUCGGAUACGGAAUGGGUAAAUUCGCAAUGUCCAUGCUUACGCUUGGAUCUGCUGAGGAAUUCAAGCAAUAUGGGAUUGCUAGCAACGCUCUCUGGCCAUAUUUGGUCGUUGAUACCGCAGCCGUAACCAAUGUUUUGAUGGGCAAAGGAGCAGCACCCCGUCUCAUGACACCACGACUGAUUGCCGAUGCAGCCUACGUCAUGGUCCUCCAACCAGUUACAUGGACUGGCAACUUUGUUUUGGACGAACCCUUCUUACGUCUUCUAGGGGUCAAAGAUUUUAGGCACUACCAGGUCGAUCCAUCUCUGGAUCCAUCCCAGUUGAUUGGCAUGCCUGAGAAAGCCAAUGCACCAAAUCCAUUUGUUAAUUUUGGAAUGCCUGAGAUUAUGGUUAAAUUGUAA